UAUUUUCUAAUUUUUAGUUUGUGUCAGUGUCCCUGUAAAAUUUACUGUCUAAUUUUCUAAUUAAAUGUUUUAAGAUAUUAGGUUUUUUGGAAAAAAAAAAAGAAAGAAAGAAAGAAAGAUAAGUUACUGCCAGAAAUUAGCUUGAUUGGUAUAUGUUGUCAUAGCAAAAGGGAAGAUGCAGGAUUCAAGUGCCAAUUAGCAAAAAUUAUGUGCCCUAAGCCCUUAAGCAGAGGCCACAUAGUGCGCUCCGUGAGUGUGAUUGGUUUUCGUCAAUAAUGCGUUUCUAUCGAGCAUAACUCAUUAAAUUUUACCAAUUUCUAUUGUACCCCUUGUACGAUUACAUGGAAUUAAGUUAUUACAUUAGUAAGAUCUGCAUUCAAACUUUGGAAGCGAAAUAAUUUUGAGUUUGAAGAAGUUAAGAUCUUGAUUCUCUUGCGAUAAUGUAUGAUUUAAUUGUAUCAUUUGCUUAUAAUUUUUCCUGAUAAUUAUUAUCUCAAUGAAUCUUGGGCAAUAUCAUUCAUCAAGUAUGCCCAUGAUGGAAGACGGGGAUCAUACUGGUGUGGACAGUGAGGAGGAACCAUUAGAACAUAUAAUAGAGCAUGAGAAAUCCGCAGCUGGCAUUUUGUGCUUGCUGAAAACUUGCCAUGGCAAUGAGGCUGCUAAUCUUCUGUUGACCAAGGAUGUGUUGGGUAUUGUUGCUACACUUGGGAAAGUGGAUGAUGACAAUCUCAGCAGGCUUCUCUCGGAGUACUUGGGUAUAGAAACUAUGUUGGCAGUUGUCUGCAAGACUUACGAUGGUGUUAAAGCUCUGGAAACAUAUGGAAAUGAUGGUUCUGUAAGUAAAAGUUCUGGCCUUCAUGGGCUUGGAACUUCCAUAGGGAGGCAUUUGGAUGGCCAUUUUCAAGUCAUUUGUCUUGAAAAUAUGAGACCAUUCCAUGUUGCAGAUCGUAUGUGCAGAUCUGGUGCUGUUGAUCUCAUCUGCGUUGAUGCUGUCUCAGCUCUUACUCCACGAGCUGAGAUUGAACAGAUGGGUUUGCAAGCAUGUCUCAUGAGCCAAGCUCUGUGUAAAAUGUCUGGAAAUGCCUCCAAAGCUGGAUGUACUCGUAUUUUUCUGAAUCAAAUAAGACACAAGCAGGUCGAAGCCGAAGUCUCUGGGUUGAAGUCGAAGAGGAGUGUCGUAGUCGAAGACGAGGCUGAUGGUCGAAGUCGAAGACGAGGCUAAGUCUGAUGGUCGAGGUCGAAGUCGAAGACGAGGCUAAUGGUCAGAGUCGCCUCUUUGCUUAGAUGAGAUUAGGGCAAAAGUCGAAGUCGAAGGAGGGUGAUGAUGGUCAAAGUCCUCUUUGCUUCGAUGAGAUUAGGGCAAAAGUCAAAGACUUCACUGAUUAGGGCAAAUGGUCGAAGUCGAAGACUUCACUGAUUAGGUAUAUACAAUUUUUUCUUUUUUCUUUUUAAUUUUUCUUAAUAUUGCUCCGGUACCCCUCAAUUUUUCAGAAAAAUUGAUUUCUGCCCCCGCCGUACCCAAAACGCACCAUCGGCGUACCCAUUCCGUACCCGAGCCGUACCCAUGCCGUACCCGACUGAGGCAGACGUACCCGACCACUUUUUGCCGUAUCCGGUACACGUGCAGCUGUACCGGUACGCGUACCCGCACCCGGUAAAUAUUCGGUGCGUGUACGGCACUAUUUUUGGAGUACCCAUGCUUCAUAGGUUUUCCCCUGUUAAAUCAUAUAUUUUGCAUACACACACACAUAUAUAUAUACACACUAGGGGUAUGGGGCCACCUGAUGGGUGUGCUAUUAAAUUUGUAAAAUAUAAAUUUUAAUUUUGAAUUAGAAAUAUAUAUAGUGUUUGUUGAUCAAGUGAUAAGGGUGUUGUUUUCCAAACUCAAGAUCUUAAGCUUAAAUCUUGUGCACUUCACUUUUCUCUUUUUUUAUAUAAAAAAAUCCACUUGGCAAAAGGAAAGAGUAGGCUUCAAGACACUAAAGUGAGUUGUUCACACAUAUAUAAUAGUAUAGAUAUAUAAUUUAUACAGAAUUAUUUGUAGUGAAGUAAUUUUAUUGAUUUGAAAGGAGUUUGAAUACUGUUCUUAAUUAGAUAAGUGGUCGUUGUUGUCUGUGAAUAGGAAGCUAAAAUAGUCUAUUUGUUUAUCAAAUCAUACUGAGUUUUGCUGGCUGACUGAGUUGCAUUCUUCUUUCCUUCAUCUAAAAUAUCGGCGUACCGCAACCGUACCCGUACCCUCGUAUUUUUCUCGUCAUUUUCCUUGUAAUUUUCCUCCAUUUUCAAGUCAUUUGUCUUGAAAAUUUAAGAAUAAAAUAGUUCACAGUAAUUUUGUAAAUCCAUCCCAACAACCUAUUUAAACUUUAACUAAAUUGCAUGUAGCAUAUAAACACUAACUACUAUAGCGGGUUGCAAAAGGGAGUAUUGAAUGAAUAGUAAUCGAGAUGUAAACAAGUUACAGACAAUAAACAGAGAGUAUGGAGAAGGUCUUUGGGUGAAAAAUAAGGAAAGCACCCCUUAAACUGAAAACAAAUUAACAUACUACUAAAUACACCUUAUCAAGUGUCCCCAAGGCACUCGUUACCAAUAGCCAUACUUUAUUAGUCUCAUGUUAUUGAAAGGGGGUUUGGGGAAAAUGAAUGGACUAAAAUUGGAAAAAGGGGAAAUAUGAUUAAUUAAGCAUUGAGUUAAAAGUUGCUUGAAAUAUGGUGACAAUAAUAGACUCCAUAUGAGUAUGAAAGGGAAUUCUUGCUUAUUUUGGGAAGUCACGUUUUACAUUUGGUUGUCAAGAAAAUUAUUCCCGGUUUGUAAACCCUAGUUACUGUUAUCUUUUUUUACAUAAACUAUAUUUUGGAUGUGUUAAUGUUGUUGUGUUGUCAAUCACUAUUCUCCAUAAUAAGCUUAUAAUGGGGACUUCCUUUCAGUCGGAUUUAUUUGUCUUUAUAUGUUCUUUUUUGGACAAUAUGUCUUUUGGGUCCCUCCACUGUUAUGCAGCAGACAUUGUUUUUUUCUUCUAUUCUUUGAUUAAAUGUUACUUGUCACUCUUUGAUUCUGACUUUUGCCCUGGUAUCACCUCCAAGUUAUCAAUUUGAAACUGGUAGCCUUUGCAAACAGAUUGUUCUAUAUGAAUAUAUUGAUCAAUGAAGGAAAGAAAUUUGCUGCUUUAUUUUGCUACUAUUAUGAAUUAUCAAUUUAUUUUAUUGAUUUAGCAUUUGAAUGGAAGGAUUGAUUUUUGUUCUGAUAAUUGAAGUGUCAAUGGUGGUGAGCUGUUAUUCUUUAAUGAUUUAGCAUUUGAAUGGAAGGACUGAUUUUUGUUAUGAGAAUUGAAGAGUCCAUGGUGGUGAGCUGUUAUUCUGAAGUGACAUCCAUUCUUUUAGUGAUUCCUAUUCAAAUAUCCUUCUCAUCAAACUUCUCUGAAAUAUAAUUAAUAUGAUCUCUAUUUACAUUCAGAAUUUGAGAAAUUCUUCCCAGUUUUAUAUUUACUGUAUGUGGCCGUUUUCGUUAUCUAAAAGGUUUCCAGGGGAAAAAAAUGCUAGUGUGACAAAACAUCACUCUUAGAACCUUUUGGAGUCAGUAAUAAAUGACUGUUGAUAGUCUAAUAAUUGGUAGUGUGACAAACCAUCCACUUUGGUUGACGGUGCUGGUUUGGUUUUAUAACUCUAUACGAUAGUCUUAGCAGAACCUUUGGAGUUUGUAAUUUCAACUUUGAUGUCUCUCUAUUCAUACCCACACAUCUUGAUCGAUUUGUCCAUGGUAUGGAGUCACAUAAAACUACUUAUUCCUUAGAGUUGGUAUGGAGUCACAUAAAACUACUUAUUCCUUAUAGUUCAAAAUUUGGUUAUUAUGUCAUUAACAGAAUGUAUGGAAGUCAAGUGAAGUUUGUGCCCAAAAAAUUGAGUUUAUAAUGCAGGGUUUUGGGGAAUUUUAAACCAUGGAAGCCCUUGCAGUGAUUGGAAUUAGUUCACUUAUUUCUGCAAUACUUGUCUCUCACCUGGUAGACAUCCACGAUACGGCAGUUCUGAGCUUUCUAAAAUUUUAAUUAGCCAUUUAUCCUAAAAAAGGAUGCAACCCCUUUUGAGUACGUGAUGAUAUCUUCGCAUAUCGAUAUUGGACUUACUGUUGAUAUUAAAACAAACUAUAAUAUAUAUGUUUUUUUAUUUGCAUUGUCGAUACUUUUGUUUUGCUUUAGAUACAAAAAUUUAAGUUAUUGAAUAGCAAAAGUUAUUAGUAUUGUUAGAGAAUGUUUUAUAUAUUUUUGUAAAGAAUAUUUGGUUGACAAUUGUACAAGGAUAAAUAUACGCUAAUGAUUUUGUGAA
Messenger RNA from Camellia sinensis, 4313 nucleotides. NCBI's taxonomy places the organism in Eukaryota, Viridiplantae, Streptophyta, Magnoliopsida, Ericales, Theaceae. The record is from RefSeq and is a predicted model, not a curated record.